Molecule: messenger RNA, 779 nt
Organism: Fomitopsis serialis
Lineage: Eukaryota; Fungi; Basidiomycota; Agaricomycetes; Polyporales; Fomitopsidaceae
Exons: 4
Coding region: 156-407 (83 amino acids)
Biological process (GO): proton motive force-driven ATP synthesis
Source: RefSeq, a predicted model, not a curated record
UAUAGCCCUUGUUGGCGACAACCUGGGUUCAACGUGCACCGAGUCGCAGCCACCGACGCGGUAAACCGGGUCGGCAGUUGCCGGGCGUGCGAGCCGGAGUCGUCCUCGCUGUCGUCUUCAGCCAGCAGCGUCCUCCGCACAAUUUCCUAGCCACCAUGUCUUACGUUAUCCUCGGCAGAGCCAUCAAAAGCGAAUACCUCGCCAUUGGCACCCUCGCGACCGCGGUCGGCGUGGGCUUGCUUUCCACGGGUGGUAAGAAGGAGGCAGCGCCCCCGAGCUCAGGGAAGUCGGCCAUCGAGACGGUCAAGGAGACUGUGAAGUUCAACGCUGGCUCGAGCGAGGAGGAGCAGUUGAUGGACAGUAUCAAGAAGUUCAUCGAUGACGCGGAGAAGGAGGCAAAACACUAGAGGCCUGGCAUUGCAGCACCGCCGACUAUACAAUGUGCACUCAAUGUAACCCACAAUGAACCUGCUCGUCGUCCGCAACGCACGAGUUCAUGACCUCGAGACUACGAUCAUAUCGGGCGUGCAGUGUGCCUGUACUCAGGCAUCGCGGUCCCCAUGCUGAAUACAGCGUGUUUUAUUUUGUGCGGAUUGGUUAGUGCGGACUGCACGUCAGCUUAGUCCUUCGGGCCACACCCACUGCUCCGCGGUUAUUGCCAAAAGGUGCGUCGUCCGAAAGCUUCCCGAUUGGAGGCUGACCCAGAGGCCCUUCUAUAGGAUAUUCUAUCUUUGUUCUCUGUGGUUCAGUCAUACGUCAAAAUAACGCACACGCCACGA